This is a messenger RNA of Vicia faba (fava bean), 633 nucleotides long. NCBI's taxonomy places the organism in Eukaryota, Viridiplantae, Streptophyta, Magnoliopsida, Fabales, Fabaceae. The record is from the annotation of a GenBank genome assembly.
AUGGCAAACAAUGAUAAGGAUUCAUCCAAGUCACUCUCUAUAAAUCAUAAUUUGGAAAAUGAUGUCUCUAUUAACAUGAGUAAACAUAGUGCUGAUAGUGAUAUUAGUGGAACUGGAGGAGAAAUGUCAAAUGAAGGAAUGGAGAUUCAAAAAACAAACACUAAUAAUCAAAAUAUGAAAAUUGCAUGUCAAAUGGAGGAUCUUACUCUUGGUUGCCAGGGUAAUAGAAUCAAAAGACCAUCCAAAAGUGAUUCUGCAAUUUUUGUAACAAAAUUUGGGGUGCCUGCAAUGGAAUCGAUGGGUGCUAGCUUCCUCCAUCGAAAAAGGAAAUUUUUUGAAGAAGAAGAUGAAGUAAUGAGUAAAAAAGUCGUUUUGCAUAAUGAUAUGUCUGCAGAAGAAGUUAAAGCACAACAGGAAGUGGAUACUCUCUUACAAGAUAACAUUUAUGCUGAAGACCAUGCUGGAGUUGGAUCUAGUGGUAAAGUAAAAAAUGAUGCAAAUGUUAAUGAUAAUGAGGCUGGGGGAGAAGCUGAGUCUUCUUGUGGCAUUGGAAAUGGAAAAGCUAAAUGGAUCAACACAUUUGAUUUGAAUGAGGUUCCCAAUGAUGCAGAUGCUGAAGAAGACAAUGCAUAA